Molecule: messenger RNA, 3571 nt
Organism: Helicoverpa zea (corn earworm)
Lineage: Eukaryota; Metazoa; Arthropoda; Insecta; Lepidoptera; Noctuidae
Product: gastrula zinc finger protein XlCGF57.1-like
Exons: 5
Coding region: 159-2324 (721 amino acids)
Biological process (GO): regulation of transcription by RNA polymerase II
Cellular component (GO): chromosome; nucleus
Molecular function (GO): chromatin insulator sequence binding; DNA-binding transcription activator activity, RNA polymerase II-specific; zinc ion binding
Source: RefSeq, a predicted model, not a curated record
ACACUAGCGCACCACCGAAGCGCCCGAUGGCGUCGCCUCGCGUUUGUUUCAAGAAAAUAAGUAGUUUUAAUAUAAAUUCGCCUAAUAAUCUAAGUUAGUUGUUAAUAAUUAGUAUGAUAAACAUAAUUUCUGUGAAAAUAAGUUAGUUAUACGUAAAAAUGGAUGCAAAAACUUCGGAAUGGCGAGCCGGGCCAAAUGUUUGUCGUUGUUGUUUAACCGAGGGGUGCUACAAGGACAUUUCCACCGAAUAUUUUUGGAUGGGAAAGCGUGAGGUUUACGCUGAAAUGCUGGCGGACACCUUAAACGUUUCAAUAUCAUACUCCCAAUCCGGCGGGCCGAACAGCAACAGUCGUCUCAUCUGUGAACUCUGCAUAUCCCGGUUACGAGAUGCCUCUGACUUCAAGCGUCAGGUGCUGGAGUGCGAGAAGUCGUUCACGCAACACCUGGACGCUGGCGCUUCUAAUAUUUUGGAACUUGAUGUAACGGUGGAACCAGCAGACUCGGAUGUGAAGUUGGAACAUGUGAAGCAAGAGAAACAGCUCAGUGAUGAUGACGAUGACUUUGACGACCGAUGUGGCUUUGACGAUGAUGAUGAUGAUGACCUUGACGAUCAACCCCUCACGAAAUUAGCGACUAAAAUACCCAAAAAGGAGACGGUAGACAUACUAGAUCUCCUAGACAACUCAAAGGCUACCGAAAAACGGAAAUCUUCUACCAAAACCAAGGCAGUUCCCGCUAAAAAGACCAAAUCUGUGAAGAAGGAACCAGUUAAAGCCGGAGCUAGUAAAGUUGUGGCUAAAACCGAUAAGAAGAAGAAAGGGUCCACAAAGGAUACUGACGGACCUAGUCAGAACGAAAUUAAACCAAAACAGAGAUUGUUCGAACGAUCUGUCGGUCAGAACCCGCAAAGACAAAAUGCUGUGCUUGUACUAAAGCAUUCGACAGCGUUCCCCUUUAAGACCCGUUUUAAUAGGAUUGUCUGCUCUUACUGCCAUGACGAGUUCGAACCGAUGGCAGCUUUGAGAGACCACAUGAAAACCGCACAUUCCAACGCUGACUACAACAGCGCUUUCUAUAAAGUCUAUGACGCCCUAAAAGUUGAAAUUACAGACUUAAAAUGCACCGUUUGUACCCAAGAGAUUCCUGAUAUAGACAGCUUUAUGAACCAUAUUUCUCGAGAUCACAAAAUCAAAGUUAACUUUGAUGUACCUUUUGGAGUACUUCCUUAUAGACAAGGGCCCUCAGGGAGAUGGACUUGUCUAGAAUGUGAUAAAACUUUUCCAAAAUUCUCUCAAAUCAACGGCCAUUUACGAACGCACAUGAAGAUAUUUACUUGCGAAAAGUGCGGAGCUACGUUCUUAUCAGACCACGGUUUGAGACAACACGAACGAAAUUUUAAGUGCUACAAGUCUUCCUAUAACCCUCGUUUUGGAAAAGCUUUAAAAUACAAAAGCAAUACCGAGAUUAUUCUCGAAUGUUCUACUGCCUGUCCUUUUAGGACUUGGGGCCAGAAUUUCAAUUGCGUUUUUUGCCGGGUACAAUCAAAUGAUCCUAUAGGAUUGAGAGCUCAUAUGGCGUCCCGUCACGCAAAUUUCGAUAUACAACUGGUCUUUAGCAGAAAAAUACGAAAGGAGUUUUUGAAGGUUGAUAUAACAGACUUGCAAUGCAAACUUUGUUUCAUACCCAUCGAUACUUUAGAUGACCUGAUGUCACAUUUGAAGAAUGAUCACAAACAGCCCUUGAACGCUGAUGUUCAACCAGGAGUAUUGCCGUUUAAGCUAAACGAUGGUAGUAACUGGAAAUGCGCGAUAUGCAAGAUCCAAUUUUCAGAUUUCAUAUCUCUAAAGAAGCAUACGGCUGAACACUAUCAGAAUUACGUCUGCGAUACUUGCGGAGAAGGUUUUAUAACCGAAUCUGCAUUGAAAGCGCAUACAAAAAUUCCUCAUGACAACAAAUACACGUGCAGUCGUUGUGUAGCUACAUUCACUACUUUAGAAGAGAGAAACAUUCAUAUCAAAACUCAACACACAACCCUACCUUACAUGUGUGUUUAUUGCAAAGAAAAACCGAGAUUUGCAACCUGGGAACUGAGAAAACGACAUUUAAUGGAGGUCCACAAUUACAAGCCGGGUGCAGAAAUGUAUGAAUGUACUACGUGCCAUAUGACUUUCAAAACUCGGUCGCAGAAAUACCAUCAUAAUGUUAAAACCCAUAGGACGAAAAAGGAAACUGAAUAUAGCUUUCCUUGUGGUAGUUGUUCUAGAGCGUUCGCUUCUAAGCUGUCUUUGGACAAGCAUAUCGCUAAAAAGCACUUCCAUGUAUGAUAUCCUCUUCCGUUAGCAUUCUACGUGAAUAGUCUUGACUGAUUUUUAAAUGGUUGUAUUUUUUUGAUGCAAUAUCAUAAGUUUAGAUAUAGCUAAUAUACUUAUUUUGAAAGAAUCUCAAUCGUGAAUCAUAAGAUUUUUUUUAUAUAUUUUUCAGAGUUAAAGAUAUAUCCAGUUAUUUGCAAAUCCCAGUCAGUAAAAAUUAUAGCGAGAUCGCCCCAAAAGAUACUCAUUUGGAGAAUUAGAAAUCAGUUUAACAGCCAUGAGAGUCUGUUUCAUUUCAAAAUUUCCGUGCCACUCUGAAGUCCAAAUCCACUUAAUGCCUCACGCAUACGCAGUUUUCAGAGAGGCAGCGUUAUUUGACAACGACGACGUUUCCCGUCGGAAUUGUAUUGCAAUUAAUUGCAAAUGAAAGUAAGAUAAUUUUAUAGGGCCUUGAGAAAUGAAUGCAUCAUUUGAUGCAUUUAAUAUAACAAUAGAUGGCGUUGAAAACCAUUUUUGACGCCUGCAAUUAGGAUCUCGUAACAAAAAUUUACUUAUACGUAAUGGUGAGUUCCAUCACUGAACUAUAACAAUUACCGAACCAUUUUCAGUAGUCAAAUCGCCGAGGUGACCAAAGGGCGGCAAGUAUACGGCUGGUUAUGGUUUGGUUAUCGUUAUAGUUGAAUGGUGCAAGGUCGUGGGUCUAAGUGAUUGAUGAAAUGCUCUCUAAAAUGCAAUAAAUCUAUAUUAUAGCUCAAAAUUAAAUGUUGUAGGAAUAUGCUGAAAAUUACUCGCUAGAUAAAACUGUUUGUCUUUAUACAUCUUAUCGGUUUACUUUUUAACUUAUGAAAAAAAACUAUUUUUUUUAUGUACUUGUUUGAUUUUGUAGGCUAUUUUGAGAGUAGCAAUAUUUGAAUAUUGUUUAAUUCCUUAUCUUGCCUUCCAAAUACCUACUUCCAAUAGAAUAUAGUGAACAUGUUUGUUCUUUAUCAAAAAAUAAAUUGGGCCGGUGCAUAUCUUCUUCCAUAACUUAAAAUUAUCUUGGUUGUCCAAAGGUUCCCAGUGAUAUUUAAAACUAUGAUGUAUUUCAAUCCGUUGUACAAUAAGUACAUGAAUACUAUUGGAUAUUUUCAGCAAAUUUCUGAAAAGAAAUGUAUUCUAGAUAUUACGUAGCGAGUACGUAUGUAAUUUAUUAUUUAGAAUAAAUAUUAUUAUGAAGUACAUAUAAUAUUAAGGCGUAAGUCCAAUAAAGAGAUUAUAGUUUA